AAGGAACGCCAUUGUGAGCCGUAACGACUGUGUUGCAGGGUAAAUUUUAUCGGUCAUUUUCACGUACACGUUACUUGCCGGGAAAUUUUGUACAAAUAUUCUCCGAUUUUCAUAGAUUCAUAAUAAAUCUAUCGUCGGUUUGUUCGAUUCUUUGCGAUUUCUAUCAAAAUUACGUGUAGUCGCGUGACAAGAUUAACGCGAAAGCUUGUGUUACAACGAGAGGCGCCAUUCUUUUAGCAGAACGUGGUAAAUUUUGUACAUCGAGCGCGGGACGUUAACGAUAAACCGGCCUUGCAAUUUAUUAGAAAAGAUACGACAAAGUAGUAUUUUGAUAGAUCUCUUUUUAUCACAUCAACAGUUUGUGGUCUAACAAUCGGUAUGGCACAAAUGGCACAAAAUGUUGAGAUUCCAACUUUCAAAUGUGUACUAGUAGGUGACGGUGGUACUGGAAAAACGACGUUCGUCAAGCGGCACUUGACCGGUGAAUUCGAAAAAAAAUAUGUCGCAACUUUAGGUGUCGAGGUACAUCCUCUGAUCUUUCACACGAAUCGUGGUCCGAUUCGUUUCAACGUUUGGGACACAGCUGGUCAAGAAAAGUUUGGUGGUCUGAGAGAUGGAUAUUACAUUCAAGGACAGUGUGCUGUCAUCAUGUUUGACGUUACGUCAAGAGUAACGUACAAAAACGUACCUAAUUGGCAUAGAGAUUUGGUUCGUGUUUGUGAGAAUAUACCUAUAGUUCUAUGUGGAAAUAAAGUUGACAUUAAGGAUAGAAAAGUAAAAGCCAAGAGCAUCGUCUUUCAUAGGAAGAAGAAUCUACAGUACUACGACAUCAGUGCAAAGAGCAACUACAAUUUUGAGAAACCUUUCUUAUGGUUGGGACGUAAGCUGAUCGGUGAUGCAAAUCUUGAAUUUGUCGCGAUGCCAGCUCUCCUUCCUCCUGAAGUUACAAUGGAUCCACAAUGGCAACAACAGAUAGAGAAAGAUCUUAAGGAAGCACAAGAGACAGCGCUACCAGAAGAUGAUGAAGAUCUUUAGUUUGCCACGUCGUGUGUAUUAUACGAAUAGGGGCAAACCAUAUACGUACACGUGCAUACUAAGUACGUUACGUACUUGUGCCUCUCUAUAAGUCAGAGAUUCUUUCUUGGAUAGAAUUAAUGGAUACGAUUAUUUCUGUUUCAUAUUUAACUGUCAUACGAUGAUAAAAAUAUUUCGACGAUUCGCGUUUCUCGAGUUUUGUCUUAAAGGUUAGAUGAUACCAGGAAUUGAACAUUGCGUUUUCACGCAUGUCAUGAUUUGCGUGCGUGAAUUAGACACGCGGUCUAAUUCCAUACAAGUCAGUUUCAAAGUACGAUUUAACCGAUACACAUUGACCCAAUGAAACUUUACGUAUCGUAGAUUACAGUCGUUCCUUUCUUUAUUUACGUAUAAUUGAUAUGAGUAUGCGUGAGUACACGUAUGUUGUGUGAAACGAUGUAUUUAGUGUAAUGAAUGCAUAACUUGUCGAUCAACCGAAUUGUCGAUUUGCUUUAAGGCAUAGUGUCAAAGCUGUCGGAUUUCUGUUGCUAACCUUAUAAUAUCGUAUGCCGAAACAUUGUACGUGAAUUGCCUGUGGCGGAAUGAAUGAACGGGCUGCUUCGUAAAGUAAAAAAGUGAAAAAUUAAUUCUGUAAGAAAGAAUCUUUCGAUACAGUCGAUGCGCUAAUAUUAAAAGCAACUGUUUACACAUGCGUCUGCAUAUGCUUACGCGCGUACACACUCAUGUGUACAUAUACACACACACGAAAUUUGAGAAAUUCUCAAAGUAGUUCAAUCUUUACAAAUAAAUGACAUAAUCUUUGCUGCUACCUUGCGUAUGUACACACAGGAUCAUCCAACGAACAUAAAUGAAGAAGGAAAAGAAAGCAUUAGGCGUGCAGUGCCACCAGUCGUUUUUACGAGUAAUCUACAAUUCUUAAACACAGCGUUGUAUUUUGAAAUAAUAUUUCGAUUGGAGCGAAGUACAGUUUGUAGUCAGUUGCGCCUGUCCAGGAUAAUGAGGACUAUUUACUAUUUUUAUUAGCGAAGGUGAAUGUACCAUUUGUUCAACUUAAAUUAUAUAAACAGUGUUUUUUUCUUUCUAUACAAAUACGUUCGUUUCGUUAUGGUGAGACAAAGCGUUGCACAUGGUCCUUUCCCUAAUUCCUUUAUUUUAUUGCCAAUUGAAUGCACCAAGUAAUGUGUACACAAACACCAUAGCACAACUAUGGUUAAGAAAUAACAGAAGUAAAAGGAGAACGAAAUAUUUCGUAUCGGUGUCUCAUCUGUUGUUUGAAACAACUUGUACCGUUGAUGUAAUGGACUCAAUAAAUCAUCGUUGAACUGUU
Messenger RNA from Bombus terrestris (buff-tailed bumblebee), 2362 nucleotides. RefSeq names its product GTP-binding nuclear protein Ran (gene Ran). Gene Ontology annotation, biological process: protein import into nucleus; ribosomal subunit export from nucleus. Bases 379 to 1035 code for a protein of 218 amino acids. Lineage: Eukaryota; Metazoa; Arthropoda; Insecta; Hymenoptera; Apidae. The record is from RefSeq and is a predicted model, not a curated record. The transcript has 3 exons. Gene Ontology annotation, cellular component: nucleus; cytoplasm. Gene Ontology annotation, molecular function: GTP binding; GTPase activity.